AUGACGGAGACCUUCAACCCCACUACCCCAGAUAUGGAUGAUGUUAGAUAUUUCUCCUAUGGAGCAGCUGUGGAGCCAGGUGUAUGGUCCGCUUUUCGGCUUUCACACCGAGUACUUGCGGAGAUUGAAGGGCCCAAUGACGGCCUAGUCAGCGUGUCUAGUAGCCGCUGGGGAGGCGAUGCAGGAUACAAAGGAACCCUCAUGGGCGUGAGCCAUCUAGACCUGAUCAACUGGACCAACCGGCUCAAGUGGCUAGUCGGAGAAGUCACGGGCAACAAACGGAAGUUUAACGCAAUUGCACUUUACUUGGACAUUGCAGUAUAUCUGGUAUCGAACGACCGCGUUUCCCCCUUUGACCUUUCAAACACCAACCGAAGAGAGAGCCCCGCCAGGGCCAGGGCGCCCGCCGCCAUGUCCGCAAACAUCAUCUUGGACAGCCGCCACACCCAUUAUACAAAUUUGGACUUCCUCAAGGGCAAGGUUGUGCUACAGCUACCGACUGAAACAGCCAUUGGGGCAAUCCAGGUCAAACUGGAGUGUGAGAGCCGCACCCGUCUAUCCGGUCCCAAGAAUCCCCAAAAUGCGCACUCGGAUAAAAAGCGAACUGAGCUUGAGGUUCAUAAGAUCUUGUACAAGGUUGCUACCGUCUUCCCGACACCGGGUGUGAUGCAGAAGGGAUCCCCUACGCCUGCAUAUACCUUUGCCGCAGGGUCAUAUGAGUACCCUUUCGAAUUCAAGUUUCCCUUCAAUAAUUCGUGCAGCACCGCCAACAGCAUGCUCACCAAUCUAAACUUUUCUGGGUUAAAAGUCGAGGUAGCUAAAGACACCAACCGACACGUCCGAAAGACCCUCCCACCGUCUUUAAGCGGGUUUCCGGGCGUAGCAGAUAUCAAAUAUUUCGUCAAGGCCACAGUCAUCCGGCCGCAGUUCUACAAAGAAAACAUCAGAUCGAUUGUGCCUCUGAAUUUCCUUCCAAUUGAGCCACCAAGAGUCGGGAAUCCCAAUGAAGAAACCUACGCCAGGCGGCAACACCAAUUCCCCAAGAUGCAUGUACCGCACAAGAAAAAAAGUAUCUUCUCACGGGGAUCUUCUGCACCCCGAAUAUCAUACGCAGAACCUCCUCGGGUGUCUGUGGAUGCUCGACUGCCGAACCCGUCUAUUCUCACUUGCAACGAACCUGUCCCCCUCCGUCUCAUCGCUAAAAGGCUGACCGAGGGACCGGACGUAAUCUUCCUCCAGAUGUUGCAGGUGGAACUAAUAUCCUUUACGAAAAUUUUGGCCCAUGAUCUUAACCGCACCGAAAUUAACUCAUGGCUUAUCAUGAGCCGCAGCAAUCUGAGCAUCCCAUUGGGCAGGCCAGAGGACCCCGUAGGCACUGAUUGGACCAUUGAUCCAAACCUUUGGAAUCGGUCUCCCUUACCUAACUCGGUGGCACCGUCAUUUGAGACAUGUAAUAUUGAAAGAUCUUACGAGCUGGAAAUUCGACUGGGCUUAACUUAUGGAGUCCAGCCUCAGCUUAGUGUUCUGCCCCUGCGAUUGCCAGUCAGAGUGUUCUCGGGAAUUGCCCCACCGCAGGCCCUCCUGGAUGCGAUGGCCGCUGCAUCACUUCAGUCAUCUGCCUCUAAGAUGAAACCCCAGCCCAGCUUGCCAAUAGAGGCGGGAAACAGCCGACCGCCCGUGCCACCACGGCCAACAGGCGAGCCUGUACCCGUCAACUCCGGAGAUAUAUAUGACGAUGCACCACCCAGUUACGAGGAUACAAUGGGAGACCACCUGAGUCCAGUGGACGGACCGCGCCGCGAGUAUCACCCACCAGAAGCCUCAUCACAACGCACACUAGAAUCUGGAGCUGAUUCAAAGUCCGCAGCCCAACCGGGCAAGGCGCUUGAGGAUGCAGAAGGAUCCUCAUCCUCGGCGCCUCGUCUCCGAGGCAAUCGUGCUUCCUCAGAGUCCUUCGACAUGCUACCUACCACACCACCGGAAUCCCAAUAUGGAUCGCCUCCCGCAUCCCCCGUGAGACGUCCAGCGAGUAUGAUGAAAGUUCCUCGAAACACCGUUGAUGAAGAAAGCCCGCCACAGUAUGAGCCUGUUGCGGGGGAUCAGCUGAACCCUCCCCAAACUGUGCAACGCCAGCCUUCAUGGAAUAAUCUUCGUCCUAUGAACUUGGGUGUUCCUAAUCGGAAGCCUGUGCCACGAAGUCCGAAUCCUAAAGGCUAA
This is a messenger RNA of Penicillium digitatum Pd1, 2217 nucleotides long. NCBI's taxonomy places the organism in Eukaryota, Fungi, Ascomycota, Eurotiomycetes, Eurotiales, Aspergillaceae. The record is from RefSeq and is a predicted model, not a curated record.